AUGGGACAUCUUAAAAUACCAUCCAUCUUCCUCUACGCUUUCUGUUGUACGAUUCGAUUCACUGAGGCCACUUAUACUGCUGCUAUUCCAAUAACUGAGCUUUUACGACAGUCAGGCCAAGAUCCAACGGCAUUCAAAGUGAGAAUAAGACCAGAUGAAACCGACUCUGGUUAUGAAUCUGAAGCUAUCGAACGAGAAGGUGACUAUGAUGAAUACGGUAUUGUGACCAACCCGAAAAGGCGCUUUGGAGUACAGCGUAGACGUAGUGAAGUAGAAGAGCUGUUGACCAGCAUUCUCGAUCGGAAGGCAAUUGAAGAAACUUUAAGCUACAUUCGAAAAAUGAUAACAUGCGGCUCUGGGGGAUGCUGCUCUGAGACUCGGCGUUGGACAGCACCUGCGAAUCUCCGCACAUAUGCUUUCGAACGGCGAAGAUUUAAACCAAAACGAUGCGUAUCAGUUUGCAUGCCGUACUGCACAUCUCGAUGUCUUUUACAAGCUUCAAACCCGUUAGGCACCAUCGGGUUGAUAAACCGUUACUCACAGGAAGUAAACUACCCAACUAGCGAAACAUCACCGAUUCCACUGUGUCAUCCAGCUUGUAUGCCAUUAUGUACAGAUGAAUGUCUUAUGGAUAUCCCACCAACGUGUCGCCCAGCUUGUAUGCCUCACUGCAGUCCAUCUUGUACCAAUAGUCCACCACUUAUGAUUCAUUGCCCAACGGCAGAUUUGUGUUACUGCCCACCAGGAUAUGUUCAGUGCUCAGAGGAUACUUGCUGUAUGCGAUACCGGACUAUGGCGCUCAGAUACAGAGAUCGCCAUCCGUUUAUCUCCAGUGAUGCUAGCUUGGCAAACACAAGUGUAACGAUGCAGGUAGAAUGUGUAUCAUCGUUUACUUGA
Messenger RNA from Enterobius vermicularis (human pinworm), 897 nucleotides. The record is from the annotation of a GenBank genome assembly. NCBI's taxonomy places the organism in Eukaryota, Metazoa, Nematoda, Chromadorea, Rhabditida, Oxyuridae.